AUGUCUGAUGUAUGGAGCUGCCCUUCAACAGCCACUUCUUUGCUUGAAUGCAGACAAUAUAGCUAUCAAAUUAUAUCAUUUAAUGACCAUUAUUAUGACCUAGGUGUCAGAUGUCAAUCUCCAUGUACCAAUGGUGACAUCAGACUGAUUGGUAGCUCUACUAAUCCUCUCAUUGGUCGAGUAGAGUUGUGUUUUAAUGAGACAUGGGGCACUAUAUGUGAUAACAACUGGGAUAAUAAUGAUGCUACUGUUGUUUGCAGACAAUUAGGAUUUUCAGAUCAAGGAGCUAUUGCUGGUCAAAAUGACUACACUGAAGGAUAUAAGUCUUUUCAUAUUACUGAUCUCAGUUGUCAAGGAACUGAGGAAAGUGUGUUCAAUUGUUCUUAUAGCAAUGUUCAGUCCAUGAACUGUAAUCAAUAUGAUGAUGCCUAUGUAACUUGUACAGCUCCUAGCACAGAAAGAAACUGUAACACAACUGGUGAUAUCAGAUUAAUUGGUGGUCAGUCACAGUAUGAAGGUCGUGUUGAACUGUGUUACGGUAACUCAUGGAGGGCAAUAUGUCCCUCCAGUUGGGGCACUAGUGAUGCAAGAGUUGCUUGUAGACAACUAAACUACACUGCAAAUGGUGCUGUAGCUUUUAAUUCAUUUGGCAUUGGAUUAGGACAAUUUCACAAUGCACGGUUUUACUGUUCAGGCUCAGAAACAAAUUUACUCAGUUGUUCAUAUUACACUUAUAAUUGCAACCAUUAUUCUUAUGGUGCUGGUGUUCUAUGUGAAGGUCCUUGUACAAAUGGUGAUGUGCAAUUAAAGGGUGACAGUAGAUACACUGAUUUUGGUCGUGUUGAGAUUUGCUUUAACAAUACUUGGGGCACAAUAUGUGAUGAUCAUUGGGACAGUAAUGAUGCUACUGUGCUCUGUAAACAACUAGGAUUCUCUCCUUUUGGUGCUAUAUCAAAGACAGGCUAUUAUACUGAAAAUUAUUUAUCUCACCAUAUUUACAGUAUUAACUGUACUGGAAAUGAAUCUAGCCUGUUGGACUGUGCAUACAGCAUAGAACUUGGAUCUGGUUCAAAUUGUUACAGCCAUGAAGAUGCUGCUGUAAUAUGCCACAACUUGAAUGCUCAGUACUCAAACUGUACUGACUUUGAUGUUCAGUUAGUUGGUGGAGAUAGUCCUAAUGAAGGAAAGGUUCAGAUAUGGUAUCAAUGGAUUAAUACACUAUACAAGGGGCAAGUAGCAGAGAAUGAUGUACUUAUGGUAACUGAUCUUGGUUGUUCCAGCACCGAUACAUUAAUUACUCAGUGUUCCUUUUCUCACUUCACAAGGGCUUCAAGAUGUGAUGGAAGAACUGUGGCUGCCAUUAGGUGUCAUAAUUGUACUGAUGGAGAAAUUAAAAUCAUCCCAUAUAGCAGCUAUUCAAAGCUAAUUGGUAGAUUGGAAGUUUGUGUUAAUGGUGUAUGGGGAGUAAUAUGUAGAGAUUUUUUUGAUGACAAUGAUGCUGCUGUUGCCUGUACACAACUGGGAUACUCAUCAAUAGGUUCAAUAGCAAUAAAAAAUAGCUAUUAUUCUGGAGCAAUUAAUAUUGAUAUUAUUGAUUUGAACUGCACUGGUGGUGAAAAUAACAUCUCAAACUGUCCCAGGAAUGCUCUAAUAGGACAGCAUACUUGCACUUCAAACUAUUAUUAUGCUGGAGUUGCUUGUUAUACAUCAUCAGUCAAUUACACCAACUGCACAACUGGUCAAAUUAGAUUAUCUGGUAACAUAGAAGGUCGUGUUGAAUUAUGUUAUAGCAAUGUGUGGUAUGGUGUAUGUGGAGAUAGUUAUUACAGUAUGGGCUCAGUUGUCUGUGAUAGCAUAGGAUAUGAACGAGACACAGAAUAUAGAAGCAAUUUUGUGGAUCUUCAAGAUAUUCCAUUAUAUCCUUAUGAGUUCAGUUGUAGUAGCAAUGAUAAUUCACUCUUUGAAUGUUCAAAAUAUGUUGCUAGUUGCUAUAGUUCCUCUUGGUACUACUAUGGUGAUUAUGCUGGUGUGACUUGCCGUGAUGUCUGUCAAAAUGGAACAAUACGUCUAAGUGGUUCUGGUUAUCCUAAUAUAGGUAUGGUAGAACUUUGCAUCAGUAGUGAAUGGGGAACUAUAUGCAGAGACAGCUUUGAUACCUAUGAUGCCAGUGUUGUGUGUAAGCAAUUGGGCUAUUCUCCCUAUGGAUCUGUUUUACUUCAUUACUAUUCUCCUAGUGCUCCAGAGUUUAUUUAUGAUUUGAAUUGCACUGGUAGUGAGGAAAGAGUAUUAAGCUGUCCAUUCAUUGUCACAGGUUCAUAUUCAUGUAGUAACUACUUUGAUGCAGCUGUAAUUUGUCAAGUUAACACAACAGGCAAUAUUGAUUUAACAUGUUCUGAUGGUGAUGUACGUUUGAUUGGUGGCAUCAAUGAUGCCGAAGGACGAAUUGAAAUGUGUUACAAUAAUUUCUGGGGACAAGUCUGUGAUAGCUCAUGGGAUACAACUGAUGCUAAUGUACUCUGUAGACAGCUAGGAUACCAAGCUACAGGUGCAACUGCAUUUCGCUCUAGUUAUUUUGGAAAUGGACCAAAUCCUCAUCUUAUUUCCAAUGUAUAUUGUCGUGGAUAUGAGUCUUCUCUUCUAAGCUGUAGCUAUAGCUUUGAUCAAGCUGCUCGGUAUUGUGGUGAUGGUGCAGUAGCUGGAGCUGCUUGUUUGGAAAUAAAAAAUUGUGAGAAUGGGGCAGUGAGGCUAGUUAAUACUCAUACUGAUGCUACUAAUGUUGGUAGAGUAGAAUUGUGUGUAGAGAAUACAUGGACUACACUAUGUGAUGAAAGCUGGGACUAUAAAGAUGCACAAGUUAUCUGUAGACAGCUUGGAUUUUCAGUAUAUGGUGCAUUACCUGAAUAUGACUGUUAUACUGAAAGCCAUCUCUCAUUUGGAAUCACUGAACUCAAUUGUACUGGUGAUGAAGAUUUUUUGCUCAAUUGUUCUUACAGCAAUGCAGCACUACACAACUGCCAGUCUCAUAGUGAUGCCAGUGUUGUAUGUCAAAGAACUGCUUAUCAAGCCAAUUGCACUAAUGGUCAAGUUAGACUGGUUGAUGGUAUUACAGAAGAUGAUGGUAGAGUUGAGAUAUGUAUCAGUCAGGCUUGGGGAAGUAUUUGUUCAUCUAGCUGGAGUAUUCAAGAUGUUCUUGUUGUGUGCAGACAAUUAGGGUAA
Amphimedon queenslandica is the source of this 3216-nucleotide messenger RNA. RefSeq names its product deleted in malignant brain tumors 1 protein-like. The coding region runs from base 1 to 3216 and encodes 1071 amino acids. The transcript has 20 exons. The record is from RefSeq and is a predicted model, not a curated record. Lineage: Eukaryota; Metazoa; Porifera; Demospongiae; Haplosclerida; Niphatidae. Gene Ontology annotation, cellular component: membrane.